This is a messenger RNA of Schistocerca cancellata (South American locust), 975 nucleotides long. RefSeq lists its product as uncharacterized. NCBI's taxonomy places the organism in Eukaryota, Metazoa, Arthropoda, Insecta, Orthoptera, Acrididae. The transcript is spliced from 2 exons. Bases 65 to 706 code for a protein of 213 amino acids. The record is from RefSeq and is a predicted model, not a curated record.
AAAAGGAGUUGUGAUAGAGCAUUGCUUUGGUCAGCUGAAGAGGCGGUUUCCUAUUUUGCAGUAUAUGUGUAGAGUUGCCUUACCAAAUGCCCCAACAAUAAUAGCUUGCUGCUUUAUACUGCAUAAUGUUGCGAAACAUCUACAAGGUGAAGAUUUUGAAGACACGGCACAGGAUUUACAUGAAGAUGGUGAUAACGAGGAGGAGGAGCCUUUAACUGAAGCGGAUAUUCUUCGGAGAGGACAUCAAAGAAGACAAGAAAUUGCAGCUCUAAUACAAAAUGCAGGAUUUAGAAUUUUUUAUUUACGAAAAGAUACAAAACUACUAAUUGUCUACAACAAAAGGACUAACAGUCUACAGAACGUCGUGAGCUUCAGUUGCUCCAGCAGCACCAGCCAAUGUAAUUCUGCGUUACUGAGCAUAUUUGUCUCGUCUGUUUCUGGCAAUGCUCCUUCCUUCAAGGGUGGUGGCCUGGCAUAUGGACUUGCUCUAGACGAAGAGGAUGGUGGGCCAGCACGAGGUGUGACAUUUGUUCUUAGAAACAUAUGUAUGCCAGAGAUGUAUACAACAGUAGAACUUAAUGCGUGUUUGCAUUUUUAUGAAGAUUUACUUUACAUAGAUAAGAGCGGAAACUUUCCUUCGCAAAGGGUUACGAAAUGUUGGUGGCCCACAUUAACUCUAGCCAUGGCACUUAAUGAAACAAAAUAGCAAACAUGGCUCUUACAUAUCAAAUUACUGCUAGCAUCACUAAUAAUAGUAAUAGUAGUAGUACUUAUGAUACAGUAAUAAGAACAUUUAGCUACUCUCACAAAAAACAAAUUUCCACUAGUAUCUUUAUAAAUAGCAAUAAUUAAUUUUGUUUGACCAACUAGAACUGAAUCUUACCAGAUGAGUUAAGAGUGCUCUACUGGCGAUUGUGUAGAAUGGACGGUGCAAACCCCUAGUGUCACUGCCCCUGAAAGUUAACGAUUUGGGGG